Messenger RNA from Pocillopora verrucosa, 561 nucleotides. RefSeq names its product histone H1-delta-like. The record is from RefSeq and is a predicted model, not a curated record. Gene Ontology annotation, cellular component: nucleus; nucleosome. Gene Ontology annotation, biological process: negative regulation of DNA recombination; nucleosome assembly; chromosome condensation. NCBI's taxonomy places the organism in Eukaryota, Metazoa, Cnidaria, Anthozoa, Scleractinia, Pocilloporidae. Gene Ontology annotation, molecular function: double-stranded DNA binding; nucleosomal DNA binding; structural constituent of chromatin.
GGUUCUGUGGCACCCAACAUGUCCAAAGAAAAGACCUCAGCUAAAAAAAAGCCAGCCGAGCAUCCACCUUAUGCAGACAUGAUCAAAGCUGCUCUCUUAGCGUUGAAAGAGCGAAAUGGUUCUUCCCGCCAAGCCAUCGAGAAGUACAUCAAAGCCAACUACAAGGUUGGUGAGGUCAGCUCGCACUUGAAGAUGGCUUUGAAAAGGGGCGCCACUAGUGGAAAGUUUGUCCACACCAAGGGAGUCGGUGCUUCUGGUUCGUUUAAGUUAGCUAAGGAGGAAAUGAAGGAGAAGAAGCCGAUGAAAAAGCCAGCUGCAAAGAAGAAGCCUGCAGCCAAGCCAAAGAAACCCGCCGCCAAGAAGACAGCAAAGAAACCAGCGGCAAAGAAGGCUGCAAAGAAACCUGCCGUUAAAAAGACAGCAGCGAAUAAACCUGCGGCCGAAAAGCCAGCGGCAAAGAAACCCGUUGCCAAAAAGCCAGCUGCUGCAAAGAAGACCGCAGCUAAAAAGCCCGCUAAGAAAGCAGCGAAGAAAUCGCCAAAGAAGACCGCCAAGAAAUAA